Molecule: messenger RNA, 4912 nt
Organism: Micropterus salmoides (largemouth bass)
Lineage: Eukaryota; Metazoa; Chordata; Actinopteri; Centrarchiformes; Centrarchidae
Product: zinc finger and SCAN domain-containing protein 2-like
Exons: 13
Coding region: 110-3070 (986 amino acids)
Biological process (GO): regulation of immune system process; negative regulation of transcription by RNA polymerase II; regulation of cytokine production
Source: RefSeq, a predicted model, not a curated record
AGAAGCCCAAAUCUCAGACCCAGAUCCAGAAGGCCACGAAGCUGUUGUGAGGGAGGAGGAGGGGCACACAAAGCAGUCAGGUGUGGGGGACACUGGGAGCCUGGCCCUCAUGUGGUACAAUGAUGAUGGAGAGCAGCAGCAACCAGCAACCAGCCCCACACGAGACCAUCUGAAGGACCCUGAAUAUCAAACCAAAUCAAGGUCCAUUUCCCCCACAGCCUGGUCUGACAGGAAAAGGGCCAGCAGACCUCGGAGACUCCUAACCCUCAGGAUCUGCAUCCUGGAGGACUCGCAGGCCGUGCUCUCAAAAAGCGUGUUUCAGAAAUGUCCGGUUCAGGAGCUGCAGUGUCCUAGUAGCUUGCAGGAGGUAGACUUCCUGGACCUGCUGAGGUCCACCUUCCCUCAGCUGGCUGCUCAGAAACAGUUUGACUUCUUCACAUCCGACAGGAGCAGGAGGCUCCUUCCUCUGAGAGUAAAGACGCUGACACCAGUGGAGAUCUACAAGGGCAUCAGGCUCACCGGAGCAGGACACUCAGCCCUCUACAUCCGACUGGAGAGAAGUGAUGAUUCUCCAUCCAGCCCUGCCAUCACGUCAGCUGGUCAAAGCCAAAUGAACCCCAGGUUAUCGUCUCCCAGAGAUUUGUCUCACCAGGCGGUAGAGGCUGAGGAGGAGGAAGAGGCAGAACUCCACCUUUUAAAGAGAAACCACGGUACCACCACCGAUAUUCCGUCCACUCCCGCCGUGGUGAUAAAAAGCGAUGAAGCCGGGCUCAGCCCAAGGUCAUUUUUCCUCAGAGGCCAGUCUGACAGGAAAGGGCCCGGUAGACCUCGGGCCAUUGACAAACAGAAGCACCUGGAUCUCAGGAUCUGCAUCCUGGAGGACUCACAGACCGAUGUGCUCUCGAAAACCGUGUUUAAGAAAUAUCCGGUGCAGGAGCUGCAGUGUCCUCUGGGCCUACAGGAAGCGGACUUCCUGGACCUACUGAGGUCCACCUUCCCUCAGCUGGCUGCUCAGAAACAUUUUGACUUCUUCACAUCUGACAAGAGCAGGAGGCUCCAUCCUCUGAGAGUAAAGACGCUGACACCAGAAGAGAUCUACAGCGGCAUCAGGCUCACUGGAGCAGGACACUCAGCCCUCUACAUCCGACUGAAGACCGGAGAGGAUCCUCAGAGCAGCAGUGAAGACCUUCAUCCUGUAGAGAGGCGAGAUGAUUCUCCUUCCAGCUCUGCCUCCACGUCAGCUGAUCAAACCCAAAUACACCCCAGGUUAUGGUCUCCCGGAGAUUCGUCUGUGAGGAGGAAGCCUGGCAGACCAAGCCUUCACGGAGGAACCAAUCACCACCUGCUCAGAGUCUGCGUACUGGAGGAUUCGCAGUCAGAUGUUCUUUCACAAAACGUGUUUCAGAAAUAUCCGGUUCAGGAGCUGCAGUGUCCUCGUGGCCUACAGGAGGCGGACUUCCUGGACCUGCUGAGGUCCACCUUCCCUCAGCUGGCAGGAGACAACAAACCUUUUGACGUCUUCAAGUCCAACAGAAGCAGGAGGCUCCAGCGGCUCAAAGUAAAGACGCUGACACCAGAGGAGAUCUUCAGGAGCAUCAGGCUCACCGGAGCAGGAUACUCAGCCCUCUACAUCCGACUGAAGCAGACAGGAGAUGAGGAAGAGGAGGAGGAGCUUCGCCUUUUACAGAGAAACAACACCACCACUGAGUCCUCGUCCACUGCCGCCGUGGUGAUAAAAAGCAAUGAAGCCGGGCUCAGCUCAAGCUGCCCUGUUCAACAUGUGGAAGGUGACAAAGUUGAUGUUCAGUCCAGCAGCUCAAUAUCACAACAACAGGAUAUAGAAACAGAGGAAGCUGAUGAUGAAAAUGCUGCCGAGAGCCAAGUGGACUCCAGUGAUGAUGCAGACAAAGAUGGAGAUGAGGUGUUCAACGGAGACGACGACUGGAAACCAGAUCCUGAGCUGCAGUCGCCAAAGAAGAGGAGGAAGAAAGAGUCCAAAUUGUCUGAUGUGAAGGGGCAGUUGAUUGGGAGCAGUAAAACGCCCUGUAAAGUCUGUGGAGUUUGGUACAGGAACAUGGGCAGUUUGAUCAAUCACGCCUGGAGUCACGUGGAGGAUCCACAGCUUGUUUGUGGAGUGUGUGGAGAGCAGUUUGAAUCUGUGGAAGAGUUAAAGGGACAUUUCAGAAAUGAUCAUAAAACUCACGACUGUUCAUAUUGUGGGAAAUCUUUCCUCACCAUCAGUAGCCUCAACUCCCACACCACUCUACACACAGGAGACAGACCGUUUAAAUGUGACGUUUGCCACAAAACCUUUGCUAAGUUUUCCACCUUGAAUGCUCACCGUUGGGUCCACGUGGCUGAUAAACCACACAAGUGUGAUAUUUGCCUGAAGGCAUUUGGUCUAAAGACACAGCUCAAAGCUCACAUCAAGAUGCACGCAGGUAGAGACAAGUACCACUGCAAUGUUUGUGGUAAAUCUUUGACCAACCGGCGAUCUUUAACUCGCCACAAGACGACCCACUCGGGGGAGAGACGUUACGGCUGUGAGGUUUGUGGGAAGCGUUUUAAACUUCCCAGUGGGUUGAAGUCGCACGAGAAGAUCCACACCUCCAGAGACCGGCCGUACCUCUGCCACAUCUGCUGCAAGACGUUUGUGGAAAACAGCAGUUUAAAAACUCACAUGAUAACGCACAGCAAUGAGAGGCCGUUCAUCUGCAGCAUAUGUAGCAAAGGCUUCGUAUCCAACGCAAGGCUGAACCUGCACAUGCGUGCGCACUCCGGUGAGGCGCCGUACAGCUGCUCAGAGUGCGGCCGCUUGUUUAAACACAAGUCCCACCUAAACGACCAUGUGAGGACCCACCUGGGCAUCAAGCGGUUUGUCUGUGGGGUUUGUGGGAAAGCGAGCUCUCGCCAAGAACACCUGAAGGUCCACAUGAGGACCCACAACGGAGAGAAACCUUACCAGUGCAGCGUCUGCGACAAAGCUUUCACUCAGAGCCACUGUCUGAAAACACACAUGAAGAGCCACCAGGGGGAAGAAAACCCGGUUCUGAACGCAUCCACGUCCUAAAAGACUCAUUUUAUCAGCCUGUUCUGUCUAAAACGUGGCGAUGGAGGUUGUUUUGAUGGCGCUGAAAACCACAUCUGUCCUUCAUUCUUUUGUGAUGCUGACGGAAAUGUGUCCACAACACAGAAAUAAUGAACAUCAAACGUCUGCUCAGAUUUGUAAACUUCUUCAGUCCUUCUUUGAACACACAUUGUGGUGGCCCCAGGGCCUCUGCCAGGGUGUUUCUGUGUGUCUGUGUUGCAGGGUGAACUUCCUGGUGGAGUGGAGCUGAGGCUAUCCGGCAGAUCAGAGGCAGCUGGCCACUGUCUCCAGAUUGCAUAUAAUCCACCCCUUCCUGACUGAUGUGGGGCUCGACUGCUUGCUUUCUCCUGGUCCCCAGCACCACGGCAUGUUGCCUUGUUGCUCCUUUGUUUGUUUAAGUUAACCCGGCAUUAUGUUUUGCAACUUAAAUAAAUUUUCUGGUAAUCCUCUAUUUGCUGUGGUCUCUGAGCCGGGCCAUAACAAAUUGGGGGCUCGUCAAAGUCAUGAAUUAUGCUGUUAACAGUGGUUAAUUAAUGUAUUGUUGACCGUUAAAACGAUGAGUAGGAGCGUGUUGUAAAUCCGUGCCUUCCCUAGAUGCCGACAGGGGGGUGAUGCAGUAAAUUGGGGUUUGCCCAGGUGGUCUAGUCUGGGAUUCUCUUUAUUCCGCUCUUCUUCUUUUUUUUUUUGUGUGGAAACCUACGUAGGGGAAUUAACAAGGUGUAAUUUGGUGCUAUGGGGUGAUGGAAUCGUUAGUGCAAAUUAGUUUCUCUCUGCAGAAUAGUCACGGGACAAGGAAGGUAAGUGUUGACCUUUUUUUUGCGCAAAUGUAUAUAUUGAGCUAACUCCCCUGUAUGCAGAGCACGUUUUCCCUCUUUGUGAUUCGUGUCAAUGUGAAUGUAGUGCGGGGUGAAAGUGGUUGGAGCGGUUGUCUCGUACAUUGCCAGCUUGCUGGUCGCUUGGCCAAACUACUGGGUUUUGGUGCGUAAAUACCCGCCGCCAGAAACUCCUGCAGACCAGGGUUGAGUUAUGUAGAUGGAGUUAUGCAGUUCAGAGGGGACGCUCAAUUUAUGAGGUUACUCUGUGGCCUUGUUGCGCACUAGUUAGGUCAAUACUAUACAUUCUUUUGUUUACCAUGGACUGAUUGCUGUUUGUGCAUUGAUCAGGUGAUGUUAAUCAUGGCAGGAGUAGAUUAUUUCAUUGACAUUCCUUCGGAGGAAUUUUUGUACUAGGGAUCAGUUGUUAAAGAUAGCAGAUAAUUAUAAAAUCAGCGUAGGCGUCAGGAGGUUAUAGGAAAAUGUUAGGUCUAUUAUAAGGGCACAUUGUAUGACAUGGGUGUAACACCUGUACAAAAAUCGCACAGUCCUACUAAUUUGGAUUUGGAUGGUUUUUCUCAGGAUGUGUCUCCUCCAUGUAGAUUUAAAUUAUGAACAGCAGAAAGAAAUGUUGAUUUUGAGGAUGAAGUCAGAGUUGGAAAAGAUGCGGCAGCAAGCAGCAUAAGUUGAGAAAGCAUUGCCUGUAGAACAAAUGAGGAAGCAAACAGAAAGGGCAAAGUUAGAUCCAGAAAGUGAAAGACUGAGGUUGAUUAAAGAAGGUAAAUUAUGUGACUUCUCAAGGAAUGAAGAGUUUGCUCGGGGCAGCGAUAUUUUAAAUAGUUUGCGCUUGGUGCCUAAAUUUAGUGAGAAGGACGUUAAUGUAUUCUUCACUUUUAGCGUGUUGCAGACGCGAGGGGCUGCGUUGUUUCUGACUGUAUAGUUUUGCUACAAUGUCUGUAUGUUUGUUAUAUUUGUUAAAUUACUUUUGUUAAUAAACAUCCUUUUCUGGUAA